This is a messenger RNA of Anneissia japonica, 2041 nucleotides long. RefSeq lists its product as uncharacterized. The transcript is spliced from 7 exons. The record is from RefSeq and is a predicted model, not a curated record. Lineage: Eukaryota; Metazoa; Echinodermata; Crinoidea; Comatulida; Comatulidae. Bases 1 to 1665 code for a protein of 554 amino acids.
AUGUGUUAUAUACAUAUAUACACCUCAAUAAUUACCAUUUUUUCAAUCACAGACGCGGUGACUACAGAACCAGUAGAUAACGAGCCACCUGUCUUGAUUUCUGAAUUGUCAAUUCCUCCUCCCGGUGCAAAAUUCAGUAAUAAGAAAGGAGACGAAGUUCCUGAAACGUGGAGUUUAACAUUCACAAAACCAUUCGACAGACCGAAAAAGCCUUCGUUUAUCCGCCUCAAAGAAAGUGGCCACAAAAAGACAGAGGAAAUUGCAAAAUUUAAUGUUGCUAAUCUAAGAGAGGUUGUAUUUGUGGACGGAAAACAAAGUUCAACCGUUGAAUUCAAGCCACCAUUGAAAAAAUUAAAAGAUGGUGUCCGCUACAUAAUUGAAGUUGAUGCUGGAACAGCUAUCGUCUUCCAACCUGACCCAUGCGGAAAUGCACCCGCAGAAAAUCCAAAUCCAAUGUCAAUGUAUGGUUUUGAAACAAAAUCUUGCAAAUCUACGCCUCCACCAAAAAUGUUGCCCACAGAAUCUACACCUUCAGAAGGCAAGCCUAUGACAAGAGGAAAAGCAUGGCAAAUCAAAUUCAAUACUAAGAUUAAGCGUCCUUCGAAUCCUGCUUUUAUCAAAGUCAUUAAGGCAGACGGCAAUAUUGAAGUUGCCAGUUUCGAUACGUCCGACCCGACCCAAGUUGAGUUCCCGAGUGAUGACGCAACUGUACUGCGGUACACACCGACGUUUGAAAUGGAAGAUGACAAACAAUAUUCGCUUUCUAUUGGCAGUGGCAUUGCAGUGGCUGCAAAGGCAGGGAAAUGCAGAAACGACCGGAAAGUGAACGAGAAUGUUCUGUCUCACUACAACUUUUUAUCACCGCCCCCACUAAAACCAUAUUCAUCAUGCGGCGAAAACAGUAUGACGUUUUACGUACCUCAUAAAGUAGUUAAUAAAAUGGAUCCUACUCUACUCCAUCUACACGAUAAACGAUGCAAAGCUGAAAGGCUUGACAAAGAUUAUUUGGUUAUCACAACAUUCUACGACGAAUGUGCCACAAAGUCUAAGCGUUUGGGACCAAAUUCUAGGCGUUACAUAAACACACUUCGUAGCUCACCGAAACCUGUAUUUGAAGGCGCGUCAGCAACAAGAGAAGUGCAAAAAGUGGACAUACGAUUUGUUUGUGACGUCACAGGUUCAGGAGUGAACGAUCCCCGAUACAACUCUAACAAUGGUGUCGAAGGAAAGAAGUAUUCUGGCAGCUCUAAAAUGAAAACACAUCUUGCGCUGUAUACUGAUGAAACCUUUACAGAGAAAACUACAACGAGAUUCCCCAACGUCUCUUUCAGCAAUACACUGUACUUUGCCGGCAUAGCUGAAGAUUCCAAUAAUCGACUGGAAAUCGAAAGCUGCAGAGCUACGGCUAAGGACAAGACUUGCACUACAGAUGAUGAACCUUAUGUCCUCAUUGAGAACGGGUGUCCAGUAGAUUCAACUGUGACGUUCCUCGACUCAAAGAAAUCUCAAGUUAGGUUCAGUAUAUCUGCAUUUGGAAUCACUGAGAAGGGACUCGACCAUGAUGUGAUUGUGCGUUGCCGGAUGAUAGCGUGUGACUCUGAAAACUCGGCCGAUUGUGAUAAACUGCAAACUGCUAGGAAAUCAUGCGGACCACCAAAAGGAUAAGCUUGGAUAGCACCAGACCCCAGGUUUUUCUGCCUACCAAGUCACACAAAUGUAUGUCGUAUCAAUGAAGCAAAAAUAUAAAGGAAAUCUUUAUUGGCCGACUCUCCACAUAGGAAAUAGGCCUAAGCGUACAAAGCUCAGGAAUUUGAAGAAACCCAUGGUUAUACACUAAAUUCAGUUUCCAGCCAUUUAUUUGUGCAUAAGUCAUAGAUAUCUUAUUCCCACUAUACAUAUAUAGUUUAAUACAUUACUACAACUGGUUGUUUCUGUUUCAUUUUUUUAAAAUGCUAUUAUGCUUAUCACAAACCUCGUUUGAGUUAAUAAAGCACAUUUCUAAAUCUCUAAUUAAACUGGCCACAUACCAUUUCAACAUGAA